This is a messenger RNA of Penaeus indicus, 3294 nucleotides long. RefSeq names its product sialate:O-sulfotransferase 1-like. The record is from RefSeq and is a predicted model, not a curated record. Gene Ontology annotation, molecular function: sulfotransferase activity. NCBI's taxonomy places the organism in Eukaryota, Metazoa, Arthropoda, Malacostraca, Decapoda, Penaeidae. The transcript has 7 exons. Bases 9 to 1220 code for a protein of 403 amino acids.
AGGAUGCCAUGGACGUGCCCCGUACCAAGGAGAAGGCAGCAGAUCAUGUCAUGAAAGCGCAGGAGACCGCCCUGACAGCCCUGCAACAUGGCUACAAGCUAACUGCAGGACAAAAGAAGCUCAUAGACCGCAUGUCUCCGAAGGAGAAGAAGGAAAUGGAACAACGAGUUACGAAGUUACGUGCUAUGCAAGAGAAGGCAUACAUCGAACAGUUACGAGCGAAGAACCAGGUAGUGACACGACCUGAUGGAGGUGAAGAGCUCAUCUCCACCCCUCAGAAGACUGUCCGAUUUCCUAUUUCGCUAAAGAAGACAAUGCCAACAGCUUGGCUCCCACAGUAUAAAAUUUUCCAUAACUUGACCCACUACCCAUGGGCAAACCACAGGGCCUGUGCCAACUAUAGCAACUCCUUCAGACCACCAGAUUCCUUACCUACCAGAGCUCUUGCCUCUUUCCCAUCUUCAGGCAAUACUUGGAUUAGGUACUUGAUUGAGGGAGCAACAGGCAUCUUUACUGGAUCCCUUUAUGAUGACAGCUCACUGAUAAGAAAAGGGAUGUAUGGUGAAGGUGUUAUGUACAACUCUGGCAUGACAAUUCUGCAGAAAAGCCAUGGAUACACAACAGGAGAUGCUAUGAAACUACCACAUGAACAAAGGAUAAACCAGAAUCACAUGGACGAGUUAAGUCAUCAGGGUGUGCUGAUAAUACGCAACCCUUUUAAAGCUCUCAUCUCCCACCGGCACUUGGAUGUCGGUGGCCAUACAGGUUAUGCUCCCAAGGCUCACUUUGUUGGCAAAGGUUGGGCAGAAUUUGUUUCACUGAAAAUUCAGUUGUGGAAAGACUUCUAUAUGGACUGGCUGACACAUAGCAAACCAGAGGACAUUCACAUAAUACAUUACGAGCACCUCAAGCAGAACCCAGUAGAAGAAAUGCGUAAAGUAAUACAGUACUUAAAACUUGACGAGAACAGUGAUCGUCUCUACUGUCUUGGUCAGCACACUGAUGGCCUUUUUAAGAGGAAACCAUCCAAAAAUGUGCCCUUAGACCUAAACCCCUACACCCGUGAACUGAAAGAUCUCAUUUAUGAAGCCAUCGAUGAACUAAAUAAUCUUCUUCAAGAAAAGGGCAAAGAACAGCUACCCCUUCAAAUUUAUGAACUUUAUAACAAUCAUGAGGCUGAAGUUGCAAGGUACAUUAGAGUGCAUUCAAAAAAUAGCUAAUUGUGGUUAAAAUUAUCAUACAAAUUUUCGGUGUUUUGUGAUAAUCAUACUGAUAUCUGGAACCAACUCUACAGGAAAAUGUAAGUUGGAAUAUAUGUUUUAUUUUGGAAAUCAGAUCUGAAAAUAUUCUGAAAGAAAAUCCCAUGAUUUCGCCUGUAUUAUUUUUUAUUUUUUAUUAUUUUUUCUAAUAAAGAGAGAAUUUACUUAUUUUAUAUGGAUGAUAAACAUCCAAUUGCAGAUAUCAUAGAAAGGUUAGGAGAGUUUUAUUAUGGUUUUCUUACCUCACAUAACCAGCUCAAAAUAGGAUGGUUUCCAGAAAACUGAUUAUUACUUUCUCAUUAUAUAAGUAACACUAUCUCUAGGCCAUAAUUCAUGAAUAACUUUUGAAUUACUUGUGCAAUUUCUGCACUCUUGUGUGGAUGAAUCUAUUACAUUAAUUUGUAAUUAUUUAACUAGUCUGCUCUUCAAAGUAAUAUAAUAUGAUUUACUGUCUCACUCCAUUAUGAAAUAGUGGUGCUGUCUCUUAGACACACCUGACAUGAAAAAAGAAAUCCUGUUUGAAAAAGUGGGGAAAACAAGAAAAAAAAGAAAAGAAAAUGUUUUCUCUAGAUCAAUGCUUUAAUGUCAGCAAAUCCAGUGAGUUCCAAGAUAUCUUUACCUCCCGUUGUGCUGUGUUACCUCCAGGUGUGUGUGGCAUGAACCUACCAAAAGUGCCUUGCCGUGCACCACAAGGGAUGUACUGGCUUGAUGGAUCUUUGUGUAGAUCUGCAUACCAGGCAUUUCCUUUUUGAAGUGAUAAAAAUGUACAUAAUUCUAUGAUACUGUACCUUUUCUUUGGUUUCUUGUCAUACAUUCAGAUUACAUCAUAACAGUUCAUCUGUCCUUUACCCAUUACCACAAAAUCGUGAUGUCAUACAUGUAAACAGUUCCAUUAUGUUUUUUGAACUUUUAUGAAUUAUGAAUGAAUUUAUGAAUUUUGAAGGGAAAAGAGGUUUAGGUGGUUAAUACUAGUUUUCAUUUUCACUUUUGUAUACUCACUGUCUUUCUUCAGUUUGUAUUAAUUUGCUCUAUUCUAUUCAUUUCCAUGCUGUUAUAUUUACUAUAUUCAUUUAGUUUCAUGAAUUUUUGUUUAAAUUCUCUUUUACAUUGCAUGGAAGAAUGUGGUUAUUUUUAUUCAUUUUCUUUACCAUUUUUUGUCUUAUUUAAUUUUCUUAGACUGGUGCUGUUAUAAGCUUUGAAAGUUAAAUAAUAAAUCAAAAAUAGGGAAAGAUGCAGAGGUGGGCAAACUACUCACAAACUUGUGGUUUAGCUAGUAGUUGCCGGCCAAUUAUAUCACUACUUCGGCAUGCCUGCUGAUCAGGUCCACUUACCUGAAGAUGUCUAAGGACCCAUUCACAUGACAGGUAGUGCUUGCACAGGCUAAACCAUUACUAAUCUCUAAUGGCUGGCAGAAUGUGAAAAAAAAGUUACCUGAACAGUUGAAUCCUGUGCACCCAAAGGUAAAACACACUUAUGUGUGCCCAAUGGCAGACAAUCAAGUUUGAGUCUUGGUGUUAGGCAUUUCAUGUUAAACAGUAGGCAUGGCCAUUUAUAUGACUUGCCUGUGGUUUCUCUGCUUAUCCAGUCUUGGACUGAGGUCUGGUAGCCAUUGAGAUUUGGUAACAAUGUUUGCCCAUAUGGGCGCUACCCUGUUUUGUGAACGGGCCUUCAAAGUCAUUCUCUUGUCCCUAUGCAAGGAAGUACAGAAGUGAAACAUUUACAUAAAUUUACAUUUCAAGGAUUCAAGAUCAAUUUGUGAUCUAUAAAAGAGCAUUUCCUUUCACUCUUGAUAACUUCCAUCUACACUGAAUAUACUACAAUUUCCCCUUAGCAAACUUGGUUAAUAUUAAAUUCACAAACUCAUAUUUUUGUUAUUACAGAGUCAUGAUCAUCCUACAGCACUUACAGCAGGCUAAAGAAUUGGCCUGUUGGAGUACAUUUGUCAAUAUUACAUAAUCAUUCACAUUUUUGCAUGUGUAUAUAUUAUACUGUAACUGUUUAAGCUUUCCUUGUGAAUAAAAUGAAUAUAAAUUUA